CCGCCUGAAAGACACAAACAAGCUUUGUGUGCAACCUUUGCCAAGUGCCAAGUUCGCUUGCCGCCUUCCCGCCACUUGGCAUAAGCCUCGUGUCCAGGCCCUCGACCUCGAUCUCAACGCGGCUUAUAUCCGGCGGCAUCAACGCUGAGGGCGAGACGCUACCUGUAUGCUACUUGACGAUACGUUGGUCAGCGUGAAGUCACUUCAUGGUUGGCUCCACGCCUGAGCGCGUUUCCUGUUCGUCGACCCUCCUCCGGACUCUCUCCGUCGAAUCCACAGUGGACCAUCCACGAACACCUGUGACUACGACUCCAGUCUUAUUAGCACCAUCUUUUCGAGCGCCCUCUGGCCUCUCUUAAGCACGCUGCGCUGCAUCUCGAAAUGUGGGACGUGCCGCGCUAGAAGUUGCCUGUUUGGCGUCACCGUCCAGUGUCGACCAUGAUGUCACAGUUUUGAGCGACUGCACGUUUGAGGCACCGUGGCCAUGGCGGGGACGGCGCCGCGGCAGCUUGCUUCGAGUCAACCGUCAUGGCGGCCGAGAGCGAUAUCCCUCGGUUUCCGUCCGAAGCUCUCUUGGGCAUUGAUAUACCAGAUCUCUCCCAACAAUUGCUCAUCUUUGGUCCAUCUCUGCUCUUUCCGAACCACACAGAGUUUAGCCCGCCCAAGGUAGUCGACACGCUCAGCCCCCUACCCUUUCGCCAUUACUUCUACCUGCGCUGUCAUAAACGGGUGGACGGCAACAAACCCAUCCUCUUUCCUUCCUCCCCUUCCUCACCAUCCACCAUUUUCAUUGUACGCCAGCGCAUGAAACCGGCCCAUCAUGCCUCAGACACGCUUUGCCGAGGAACCGCCACAGGUUAUCAACGACGCCGAUCUCCAGGUCGCCAACGAGAAGCUCGAGCCCCAAAACGACGGGACCCUCAACGGCGACGCUAGCACCAACGAGCAAACAUCCCCUAAGGAGCCUGAACGCGACGUCAAUCACUUGGACCGCCAAGCCGAUGGUCUCGCCAACGCCAAUGGCGCCAAGCUGGAGAAGCUUGGAACAUACGACAAGUACGAGAUCACCGAGGACGACUGCUACGAUGAGCUCGGCUUCUCCUUUCCCAAGUGGAAAAAGUGGUACAUCCUCACCGUAAUCUUCUGGGUUCAGGUGUCGAUGAAUUUCAAUACCUCGCUUUACUCGAACGCCAUCGCCGGUAUCUCGGACGAAUUCAGUGUCAGCGCUCAGGCUGGCCGCUGCGGCGCCAUGAUUUUCCUCGUCCUCUACGCCUUCGGCUGCGAACUAUGGGCCCCGUGGUCUGAGGAGUUCGGUCGCUGGCCGGUGCUCCAGCUCUCGCUGCUGCUCGUCAACAUCUGGCAGCUUCCCGUCGCCCUGGCGCCCAACUUCGCCUCCAUCAUGGUCGGCCGCGCCCUGGGCGGUCUGUCGUCUGCCGGUGGCUCCGUCACCCUCGGUAUGAUUGCUGACAUGUUCGAGUCCGACAACCAGCAAUACGCUGUUGCCUAUGUCGUUUUCUCCUCGGUCGGCGGAUCUGUCCUCGGCCCUAUCGUGGGCGGCUUCACCGAGGCGUACUUACACUGGAGAUGGUCCAUCUGGGUUCAACUCAUUUUUGGAGUUGCUGUACAGGCACUCCACUUCUUCACCGUCCCCGAGACGCGCACUACCAUCAUGAUGAACCGCAUCGCCAAGCGUCGCAGAAAGGAGGGCAACCCCAACAUAUGGGGCCCCGACGAGCUCGUCCCCUUCAAGGAUCGCUUCUCCGCCAAGGAGAUCCUGUCCACUUGGGUUCGCCCCUUCAAGAUGUUCCUCACCGAGCCCAUCGUGCUCGUGCUGUCGCUUCUCUCCGGCUUCUCCGACGCCCUCAUUUUUAUGUUCAUCCAGUCCUUCGUCCUCGUCUACGGACAGUGGAAUUUCACCACCGUCCAGGUCGGUCUUGCUUUCAUCCCUAUCGGCAUUGGGUACGUCCUUGCCUGGCUCCUCUUCAUCCCGGCCAUCAAGCGAAACAUCAAGGAGCGCCGGGCCAAGCCCAACGACGACAGAGCCCAGUACGAGUCCCGUCUCUGGUUCCUGUUGUACACCGCACCCUGCCUACCAAUCGGCUUGAUCGGUUUCGCCUGGACCAUCCAAGGCCCGCCCAUCCACUGGAUUGGCUCCAUGGUAUUUGCAGCCAUCGUCGGCAUCGCCAAUUAUGCAAUCUACAUGGCCACUAUCGACUACAUGAUCUGCGCGUACGGACCUUACUCCGCCUCGGCGACCGGGGGUAACGGCUGGGCCCGCGACUUCCUCGCUGGUGUCCUCACCGUCCCCGCGACCCCCUUCUUUACCAACAUUGGAGCCGACAGCGGGAAGAACCUGGAGUACGCCUGUACGAUUCUCUUCUGCAUCUCUUUCGUCCUUGUUGUCGCAGUCUACGUCAUCUACUGGAAAGGUCCUGCCCUGCGUGCUCGCUCGCCAUUCGCGCAGAAGCUGGCUGGCGCGAGAGAUGAUGUCGGCGGUCGUCGCGUGAGCUACGCUCCUGGAGACAGACAAGCCACUGCUGCUUCUGGAAACGACCAGCCCGACCGUCCGGUCUACCAACGUUCAUACAGUCAGCAGUCCCGUUUCUUCGGCGAGAACCGUGUUACGCCCCGCGGCACACCCAGAGGUACACCGUCGGCUAGCAGAGCCAACAGCUUUAUUGGCACCGGGCGUUUGGCGGCCAAGUAAUCAUUUUUGUUCUAGCUCUAGGCUUGAGAAUUCUGUGAUUGCGAUUUGUCUUUACAUCCCUGAUACCCUACAAAGAGUCAAUUAUAGUUAGACAUAGUCCUAAUGCAGUAAUAGUGUAAAUGGUAUU
This is a messenger RNA of Colletotrichum destructivum, 2834 nucleotides long. Its product is annotated as Putative major facilitator superfamily, MFS transporter superfamily. Gene Ontology annotation, biological process: transmembrane transport. Lineage: Eukaryota; Fungi; Ascomycota; Sordariomycetes; Glomerellales; Glomerellaceae. The transcript is spliced from 3 exons. Bases 821 to 2707 code for a protein of 628 amino acids. The record is from RefSeq and is a predicted model, not a curated record. Gene Ontology annotation, cellular component: plasma membrane. Gene Ontology annotation, molecular function: transmembrane transporter activity.